AUGGGAGGUCAAUGGGAUGAAGUAGUCGCAAUCUACAGGGAUAACACCGCAGCUUACGAAGCAAGAAUCACCAAGUCAGGAGACACGGCAUUGCACAUAGCAGUCAAUGGCGGCCCAGAAUAUGUAGUACAAAAGCUUGUAGAUAUAAUUUCCAAACAGCCCAAUGAAGUCAGGCGGAACGGUUUAAAAGUUGCUAAUAAGCGAGGCAAUACCCCUCUCCAUCUUGCAGCUUCGAUGGGGAAUGCCAAGAUGUGCAGUUGCAUUGCUAGUCAAGAACGAUCUUUGGUGGGUGUCCGUAACAAUGACAAUGAGACCCCAUUCUUCUUGGCUGCUCUGCAUGGUAAAAAAGAUGCUUUCCUUUGUCUCUAUAACAUUUGUGGCCAUGAUGAAGGCCGUUUAUAUUAUAGGAGAAAGGAUGGUGAAACUAUUCUUCAUGUUGCCAUCUCUGGAGAUUAUUUUGAUUUAUCGUUUCAGAUUAUUCAUUUGUAUGAGGAGCUUGUUAACUGUGUGGACGACCGAGGAAUAUCCCCUCUUCAUCUCUUAGCAGGCAAACCUACUGCCUUUAGAAGUGGUAGCCACCUUGGAGGCUACAAGAAGAUCAUAUAUAACUGUACUUUUGUUGAAGAGCUUAAGGUCGAGGAAUCGAUAUCAAAUGUUGUACAACGUCAGCCCUUAAAUAUUCAAGCAUCCCAGGACGUUAACCAUAACCGUUAUCCAAAGAACUACCAAACAUGCUGUAAUUUCUUCUCGCUUCUGAAGAAAGCCGUUCAAGUGGUAAUGAAGCUUUAUAAAGAUAGAAAACCCCAGACAGGAGAUACUGAGAAUCAACAAGGAACGCAAUCAGCUACUAGAGCUCGAGGACACCGAUUAGUGCCUUCUAAUUAUCAUACCUGCUUUGAGUUUUUCAAGCUUAUGUCCAAGGCAAUGCUAGUCAUUCUUGGAUUAGGAUCAUCGGCGAUAACAAAGUUAGAGGAGGAGAAGAAGAAACAUAAGUGGUCUGUUCAGAUCAUGAACGAACUUAUUCAACAAACCAUCAUGUAUGAGUAUGAGCAUGAUGGAAGUAGUCCCCUGCCAAGUGAAGUUGAUGAAAGCCAACCUUACGCUUUUGGAGUUGGUGGUAGUGUUACAUACUCGAAUCACAUGGAACUACAUGAAAACCACCAGGUAAUGACAAGGGAUGACCAAACAAACCAAAAGAACCAAAGCACUGGAGAGGAUAGCAAAAACAAGGAUGGCGAAGGGGUGAAGGAUAAAACUUCUGAAACGGGAAAGAUGAAACAAAAAAUAGAAAUGAGGGAGACGCCCAUAUUGAUUGCGGCAAAGAAUGGUGUUGUGGAAAUGGUGGAGAAAAUAAUAGAAAAAUUUCCUGUGGCAAUACACGACGUGAAUGCAGAUAAGAAGAACAUAGUUCUAUUGGCUGUAGAGAACAGGCAACCACAUGUAUACAAGUUCUUGCUCUCGCUGGAGAGAGCUAUCAUGAAAGAAAGCAUCUUCCGUCAAGUAGACAACAAGGGAAACAGUGCAUUACACCUUGCUGCCACACUAGGAGACUAUAAACCUUGGCGCAUUCCAGGUGCUGCUUUACAGAUGCAAUGGGAAAUCAAGUGGUACGAGUUUGUCAAGAACUCGAUGUCACCCCACUUCUUUGUUCGUUACAACGAGGAAGGGAAGACCCCAAAGGACAUAUUCACUCGAACGCACACAGACCUUGUGAAAAGUGGUGGGGAAUGGCUAACAAACACGUCUGAAUCAUGCUCUGUGGUAGCUGCACUAAUUGCGACGGUAGCCUUCGCAACAUCAUCCACCGUCCCAGGAGGUGUUAACGAGGGAAGUGGAAGUCCAGUCCUUGAAUAUCAACCCGCAUUCAAAGUGUUUGCCAUAUCAUCCCUCGUUGCUCUCUCUUUCUCAGUCACGGCCGUGGUAAUGUUUCUUGCAAUACUAACUUCUCGAUACCAAGAGAGCGAUUUUGGCCAAGAUUUGCCGAGGAUGCUUUUGGUUGGACUAACAUCACUGUUUAUAUCCAUAGCUUCUGUAUUGAUAUCUUUUUGUGCGGGACAUUUCUUUGUGCUUAGAGAUGAACUCAAGUAUUCAGCAUAUCCAGUAUAUGCAGGGACUUGCCUGCCAGUGACUUUCUUUGCUAUGGCACAGUUUCCCUUGUAUUUUGAUCUUGUGUGGGCUACCUUUAAGAAGGUGCCACAGCGUAGCUACAUGCCGGUUGCCUAG
This is a messenger RNA of Dovyalis caffra, 2223 nucleotides long. The record is from the annotation of a GenBank genome assembly. NCBI's taxonomy places the organism in Eukaryota, Viridiplantae, Streptophyta, Magnoliopsida, Malpighiales, Salicaceae.